AUAGUCCGAACAAAACCGAACAAAAUGCGAACGCAGUCAGUUAUAGUGUUCCUGGUGCUGGCCGCCGUUGGCCUGGCCAGAGCCACCGAGUGGUGGGAGAGUGGCAACUACUACCAGAUCUAUCCGCGCUCCUUCCGCGACUCAGACGGCGAUGGCAUCGGGGAUUUGAAUGGCGUCACCGAAAAGCUGCAGUACCUCAAGGAUAUUGGCUUCACGGGCACUUGGCUCUCACCCAUCUUCAAAUCACCAAUGGUGGACUUUGGCUAUGACAUCUCGGACUUCUACCAAGUCCACCCCGAGUACGGCACCAUGGAGGACUUCGAGCGUCUGAUUGCCAAGGCCAAGGAGGUGGGCAUCAAGAUCAUCCUGGACUUUGUGCCCAACCACUCGAGCGAUGAGAGCGAGUGGUUCAAGAAGUCCGUAGACAGCGAUCCCCACUACAAGGACUACUACAUCUGGCAUGAUGGCAAGAUCAACGAGGAGACCGGCGAGCGGGAGCCACCGAACAAUUGGGGCUCCGAGUUCCGAUACAGCGCCUGGGAGUGGAACGAUGUGAGGCAGCAGUACUAUCUGCAUCAGUUCGCCGUGCAGCAGCCAGAUCUGAACUACCGCAAUCCGGUGGUGGUCGAGGAGAUGAAGAACAUCAUUCGCUUCUGGCUGGCCAAGGGCGUCUCCGGUUUUCGCAUCGAUGCGGUUCCCUACCUAUUUGAGGUGGACCUGGACCGCUACAACCAGUACCCCGAUGAGCCGCUCACCAACGAUACGGCUGCCUGUCCGGACCCCGACGAUCACUGCUACACGCAGCACAUCUACACCCAGGAUCUGCCGGAGACCAUCGACAUGGUCUACCAGUGGCGUGAGGUGGUGGACACGUUCCAGGCGGAGCACGGUGGCGAUAAGCGACUGCUCCUGACCGAGGCAUACACCAGUUUCGAGAACAUGAUGCUGUACUACGGCGAUGGCGAGCGGAAUGGCUCCCACAUCCCCUUCAACUUUGACUUCCUCUCGAACGUGAACAACGCCUCGACGGCGCCCACUUACGUGACGCACAUCAAGAAGUGGAUGGAUGCCAUGCCAGAGGGUGUCCACGCCAAUUGGGUUCUGGGCAAUCAUGACAACAAGCGCGUGGCCUCCCGCUUCGGGGUGCAGCGCACGGACCUGAUCAACAUCCUGCUGCAGACGCUGCCAGGAAAUGCCAUAACCUACAACGGCGAGGAGCUGGGCAUGACCGAUGUAUGGAUCAGCUGGGAGGAUACUGUGGAUCCUCCGGCCUGCAACUCCGAUCCCGAGCACUACUACGAUCGCUCACGCGAUCCGGCCCGCACACCAUACCAAUGGGAUGCCUCUUCCAAAGCAGGCUUCACUAGCGCCGAUCACACCUGGCUGCCCGUGUCCGAUGACUACAAGACGAAUAAUGCCCUCCAACAGCUGCGCGCUCCGCGCUCGCAUCUGCAGAUCUUCAAGAAGUUGGUGCGCGUCCGCAAAGAGCCGUCCUUCCGCCAGGGAGAUCUGGACAUACAGGCCAUCGAUGAUGAUAUCAUCAUCUACUCGCGCCAAAAGAGCGACAGCGAUCUGUAUGUGAUUGUCCUCAACCUUGGCGGAACUGCCAAGACGAUUGACAUAACAAAGUACUACAAGCUGGGCAGCCAGGCGGAGAUUAUCACCACCUCACUGAACUCUCAGCACAUCGACGGAGAUGUCGUCAAUCCGUCAGCGUUUGUGGCCAAUCCCUAUGUGGGCACAGUCCUCGUGGCUGUCAACUAACAGUCGAGUAGUCGCGUUAGUGUGGAGUGUUAUGUUAUAAAAUAAAAAGAUUUUUCUUCAA
Messenger RNA from Drosophila obscura, 1825 nucleotides. Its product is annotated as maltase A1. Bases 25 to 1764 code for a protein of 579 amino acids. Gene Ontology annotation, biological process: carbohydrate metabolic process. Lineage: Eukaryota; Metazoa; Arthropoda; Insecta; Diptera; Drosophilidae. The transcript has 3 exons. The record is from RefSeq and is a predicted model, not a curated record.